Molecule: messenger RNA, 2844 nt
Organism: Saccharomycopsis crataegensis
Lineage: Eukaryota; Fungi; Ascomycota; Saccharomycetes; Ascoideales; Saccharomycopsidaceae
Gene: SRS2
Product: DNA helicase SRS2
Exons: 1
Coding region: 1-2844 (947 amino acids)
Biological process (GO): recombinational repair
Cellular component (GO): nucleus
Molecular function (GO): DNA binding; ATP binding; hydrolase activity
Source: RefSeq, a predicted model, not a curated record
AUGGCUGGUAUGGAGAAGAAAUACGAUGAUGCAAUCAAUCAUAUCCUCAGUAAUCUUAACAAUGAGCAGUUGGAAGCAGUGACUGACCCCCUUGAUGGUCCCUUGCAAAUCAUCGCUGGUCCUGGCACCGGCAAGACCAAAGUCUUAACAUCGACGGUUGCUUAUUUACUCAUCAAGCACAAGGUACGCCCCGAAACCAUUCUCGUCACCACUUUCACCAAGAAGGCAGCCGCAGAAAUGGUGGAACGGUUGACUUCAAUUAUUGAGGCGGCUCAUCUACAAGACGAAAUCAACAUUUCAAAAUUGAUGAUUGGGACGUUCCACAGCCUUUGCGUGAGAAUUCUCAAGCGACAUGGCUCGUUAAUUGGUUUGCACAAAUUUCAAAUCGCUGAUACCAGAGAUAGUGCCGGUAUUUUGAAAGAAAUUGUCCAGGGAUCUAAAGACCUUGACAAUCGCUUCAACAAGAGGAAUCUCAAAAUAAUAAGCUCAAAGAUCUCGUCGAUGAAAUCACAAGGAAUUAGAGCUCAUCAGUACCACAAAUCAACUAAGAAACCGGACAGAGAGUUUGAGAAAAUAUAUAAAGAUUAUGAGAUGCAAUUGGCGGAAAAGGGGCUUGUUGAUUUCGAUGAUUUGCUCGUCUAUACCAACGAAUUGUUGACCAAAUACCCCUGCAUUUUGAACUUCUUGAAACAUGUCUUGGUAGAUGAAUUUCAAGAUACAAACAAUAUCCAGUUACAAUUGUUAUACAAGAUGGCAAAAAACACUGGUAAUAACAGCCUCUCAGUGGUUGGUGACCCUGACCAAAGUAUUUACGGGUUCAGAGAUGCAGUAUCAGGGAAUUUUGAUAUUAUGAAAAGCAAUUAUCAAGAAAAGGUAACCACGAUUUAUUUGAACGAAAAUUAUCGUUCCACCAAAGGUAUUUUGAAGAUCAGUGAGGAAAUCAUGUCUCAGGAUAAACAACGAACCGUUUCAAAGCAAUUACGUUCACAAUUCUCAAUGAAUUUUAAACCUGCUUAUAAGCAUUUCAAUUCACAAAAGGCGGAAUUGGACUUCAUUGUUGAAGACAUUUCUCGAGUUUGCUCGAUCCCUAAUCGCUUGUUCAAGUAUUCUGAUGUGGUGAUUCUAGUUCGUUAUUCAUUCCAAACAAGAAAUUUGGAAAAACGAUUGAUCGCCGGUAAAGUCCCUUAUAAAAUUCAUAAAGGUACUUCUUUCUGGGAUAAGAAAGAAGUCAUGACAAUUAUUGAUUUACUUAGAUUAGUCAACUCUAAAAACGAUGUUAUGGCAGCAAUCAGAAGCUUACAAGGGUUUCCGGGAAGCCCAGGAAAAGUUUCUCUCGAGAAGAUCCUGGCCCAUUUAUCUAAUGGCGCAAAAGAUGGACUUUCUUGCUUAGAAGUAUUGCAAAAAAUUGCUAAUGAUGAAAUAAAAAUUGAUAGGUUUCCGAAAAAGGGCAAAGAGUAUCUUGCACAAUUUUGCGAUCUCAUCAACAUGUCGUCAAAUAUUAUGGAAAGUGAUGAUAAGGAAGAUAGUUUUGAAGAGGGGAGGCGAAAAGCGAAAUUUGUACGAGGGAAAAGCACAUUGUUGAAAGUUUUUGAUUUUCUCAUUGAAAGUUCAGGGUUAGAGAAGAUAUAUAAGGAAGCUCAAAGUAAAGAAGACUUUGUUGAUAAUAAUAAUAAUAGUGAUGAUGAUGAUGAUGAUGAUGAUGAUGAUGAUGAUGAUGAUAAUGAUAAUGAUAAUGAUGAUGAUGAUAAUAAAGUAGCAGGAAAAGAAAAAGAAAAAUAUUCUGAUGCGUGGCUAAAUAUCUUGGAAGUCAAAAAAGAAAUUGAAGAGUUUGAUAUUGCUCAAGAUGAAACAAUUCCUGAUUUCUUGGGGUCGGAGGAAACUAAAUCAUAUCCUAAAUUGGAUAUUACCACGGAGCCGUUGAACGAUAAUUACAAUUAUUUGGGCAAAUUUUUAGAAUCAAUCAACUUGUUUAUGACGACAUCCAAAGAUGAGCCUGAGGAUGAAAGUUCUAACGGUCGAAUACUCAUUAGCACCAUUCAUUCGGCAAAAGGGUUGGAAUGGCCUGUUGUGUAUAUUCCAUCGGUGGUGGAAACUAUUAUGCCGGGCUCGCAUGCAAUCCGGUCUCAAUUUAAUCGUGAUUUAAUCUAUAAUCCCAUUGAUGAAGAACGUAGAAUAUUUUAUGUUGCUGCUACACGGGCGAAAUUGUUAUUGGUGAUCACCAGUUAUGAACAAAAUGGUAGAUCAUCAUUUGGAGCCUUUCAACAGGAAGAUAUUGUUGCAUCAAGAUUUUUAUCCACGAAAUUAUUAAAGAAAGUUGGCGCUGGGACUCAAGAAGCACUAUCAACGAUUCAUGCAUUGAAGAACAUGUAUAAGAUCCGAGACAUGAGUUUCCCGGAAGAACAGCAUGAUAAGUUGUUACAAUUUGUCAAAGAAUAUGACGAAUAUUGGAAGAACCCAAAUACGAACCUUGGUAUUGCUGCUAAUGGUAAACCAAAAAAUAUGACUGGGGCAGGAAUAGCGGGUAUCAAGCGGUACGGACAGGAAAGAACUCGUCCGAGUAUGCUCCAUGGUCGGUUCCACAGUGGUGGGGAACCAUUUGAUAUGCAAAAAGGUAUAACAACUGCGAAGUCUAUGCUAGAGAGGAUAACGAAAAAGAAUAUUAAUAAUUCUAAGCUUGUUGCUAGCAACCAUGGGGGGAAAAGCAAUAAUGCGUCAUUUGGGCUCGGCUUUGUUAGUGCGAAAGAUAUGUUGAGCUCGCAUCAAGAAAGUGGUAAUAAAUUCAAGAAAAGAUCGAGCAAUGGCGAUGCCAAUACGACAAGAAGUUACAAGAAACCAUCAAGGUAG